This is a messenger RNA of Mytilinidion resinicola, 687 nucleotides long. RefSeq lists its product as uncharacterized. The record is from RefSeq and is a predicted model, not a curated record. NCBI's taxonomy places the organism in Eukaryota, Fungi, Ascomycota, Dothideomycetes, Mytilinidiales, Mytilinidiaceae. The transcript is spliced from 2 exons. Bases 1 to 687 code for a protein of 228 amino acids.
AUGGAGCUCGAUCCGCUGAAAUUCGACGGCGAUAGGAUCGGGACGAGAUCGAGACGGGGGACAAACCCGGCACAGUUUUCAGUCUUUGGGCUGUCCUGUCGUCUUACCAAAUGGAUUGCGGUUUUCACGUCGAAAGCCCGUUCAAUUGAAGGGGCGGCAGCUUCUGGGUUCGCAAGCGGAUCGGGUCUGUAUGGCAUUCUCAAAGGCGCUUGCACAAGCUUCAUCGCUGUAUCUCAGGAACUCGACCGGGCCCCGCUACGGUACCUGGGCCAUGGCUUCCUUCGACGUCGCCUCGGUCAGCCGGCGGGCGUUGGAGGUCCGGUGGCUGAAGCUGCCCAACACGAUGCAUCGCGGCCGUCUGGAUCCGGUGUCGAGUGCGUGAGGCCCAACUACUCGGGGAAUGAGGAGGCAGCAACUGGCACAGGCGGUCCCCAACACGGCGGCGGGCGGUAUCGCCAGAUGCCGGCGUGGCGGUCCCGUGGUGUUGUCGACGUCUGGGAGACGCCGACUCUUCGUGCUAUGUGUGCUCCUUCACCCCUCCACGUGCCCCCUCAAUUCACCCGCCUGGCCGUCCCGACUCCCCGGCCAUCGUCAACUCCACCUGCCAUCGCAGCCCACGCGGUCCAGACCUCCAACCUCAAUAUCGCUGCACCCGCUGCUGCCUCGACGCGGGCACCGGUCCCAUAA